Messenger RNA from Rotaria sp. Silwood2, 3600 nucleotides. The record is from the annotation of a GenBank genome assembly. NCBI's taxonomy places the organism in Eukaryota, Metazoa, Rotifera, Eurotatoria, Philodinida, Philodinidae.
AUGACUUCAAAAAAUGAUUUCGUCACAAACGAAAUGAACUCUAAUGGUUAUCUUGAAAAGGAUUUAUCAAACGAUAUUAUCAAAACAUCGAAGAAGAACAUGAAGAAAGUAGUUCAUUUCCAUGAAUUAUUUCGCUUUGCAAUUAAACUUGAUUGGUUUUAUAUGGUUUUGGGAGCAAUCGGAUCUAUUGGACAUGGUGCAUCGAUUCCAUUACUUUGGUUUAUGUUUGGUCAUAUAACAGAUUCAUUUACAGCAAAUGAUUUCAAUCUUUGUUCAAUUGAUUUUGAUAAUAUUAGUCAAUUGUUUUGUCCAGAAAAUAUUCAUUUAACAGCAGACAAUUUUCGACAACAAUAUAAAAAAUGUAAUUAUACACAAUUUAAUCGAAUGAUUCCAGCAGAUGUUCAAUUUUCAAAUAAAAUACAACUUUAUUCAAUAUAUAUUGCUUUAAUUGGUCUUGGAACUUUUUUAUGUGCUUACAUUCAAACAUCAUUUUGGACAAUGUCUGGUGAAAAACAAACACGUAGAAUACGAUAUCGAGCAUUUGAAUCUCUUAUUUGUAAUAAAAAUAUAUCCUAUUUUGAUAAACAUUCACCAGGUAAACUAACAACAUUAAUGUCAGAUGGUAUCUGUAAAAUUAAUGAUGGAAUUGGUGAAAAAUUUGGCUCAUAUUUACAAUAUUUAUCAAGUUUUAUAACGGGAUUGAUUAUUGGUUUUGUUAAUGGAUGGAAAUUAACAUUGGUUAUUUUAUCUAUGUCACCUUUACUUGCUAUUUCUGGUGUUCUUUAUUCAAAAAUCAGUGCUCGGAUGGCAUCAAAAGAACAACAAAUUUAUGCACAAGCCGGUCAAUUAGCUGAACAAGUACUUGCUGCAAUAAAAACAGUUUUUGCUUUUAAUGGAUCUGAUUUUGAAUUAAAACGAUAUGAACAACAAUUAAAAUUAACACGAAAAAAUGGCAUAAAAAUGGGUGCAAUUUUUGGUUUAGUUACUGGUUUUGAUUAUUUUGUUGUAUUUUGUGCUGAUGCAUUAGGAUUUUGGUUUGGAGCGAAAUUAAUUCGUAGAGAAAAUUAUACUAUUGGUGAAACACUCAUGGUAUUUUUUAUUGUAAUUAACUCAAUGUUUGCAUUUGGAAGAGCAGCACCAUAUUUUCAAGCGAUUAUAUCAGCUAAAGGAAGUGCUUAUUCAAUUUGGAAAAUAAUCGAUACUGAAAAAGAAUUUUAUCGUGAAGAAUCUUCUGAAGGACUUAAACCAUCAAAGAUUAAAGGAAAUAUAAUAUUUCAAAAUGUUUAUUUUGCAUAUCCAUCUCGACCGACUGUAACAGUUUUAAAAAAUGUUUCAUUUGAUAUAUCUGCUGGUCACACAGUUGCUAUUGUUGGUUCAAGUGGAUCGGGAAAGAGUACAUGUAUUGAAUUAGUUGAAAAAUUUUAUGAUCUACGGUCUGGAUUUAUUUUAUUGGAUAAUCAAGAUUUAAAUAGAUAUAAUAUUCAAUGGCUACGACAACAUAUAAGUGUUGUUAGUCAACAACCAAUUCUUUUUGAAACAACUGUUAUAGAAAAUAUUCGAAUGGGUUAUAAACAAGCAACAGAUAGUCAAAUUAUUGAUCUUUGUAAAAAUCUUGGUAUUCAUGAAACUAUUAUGAAUUUAUCUAAGGAUCAAUAUGAAACAAAAAUAAAUCAAGGUGGAUCAAAUUUAAGUGGUGGUCAACGUCAAAAGAUUGCAUUAGCUCGUGCUUUAUUAAAAAAUCCUCGUAUUUUACUUCUUGAUGAAGCAACAGCAGCACUUGAUAAUGAAAGUGAACAUCAAUUACAAAAAUCGAUUGAAAAAGCAUCAUUAAAUCGAACAACAAUAAUCAUUGCACAUCGAUUAAGUACGAUUCGUCAUGCUGAUAAUAUUAUUGUUUUUGAUCAUGGUUGUAUUGUUGAAAUGGGUAAACAUGAUUUUCUUAUGGAUCAAAAAGGAAAAUAUUGUCAACUUGUACAAACACAAUUAAUUGAUGAACAAUUUGAAAAUAUUUCUAACGAACAAGAAAAUUAUUUAAAUAAUGUUGAUGAACAAAAAGAUGAAAGUUUGAUAAGAAUUGAAGAGAAAAAAAACGAAAAUGAACAAAAGAAAAAAAUCAAUUUUUCAUUUCUAAAAUUACUUACUUUAAAUAAACCCGAAUGGAUUUAUAUUUUAUUUGGUUGUAUUACAUCUUUAAUUAAUGGAGGAAUUGAACCAACUUUUGCAUUAAUUCUUAGUAAACUUGUUUCCGUAUUAGAAGAAUGUAAUUUAUAUGAACAUAUCCGUCAGGUUAAUUUUUAUAUUAUAUUAUUUAUUGUCUGUGGUAUAGUUAUGUUAUUUACAAUGUUUUUACAAAGUUUCUUUUUUUCUGUAUCUGGUGAAGGUUUAACAUAUCGUCUUCGUCUUCGUGCAUAUCGAACAGUGUUAAAACAAAACGUUUCUUGGUUCGAUCGAACAGAAAAUAGUACAGGAAUACUUUGUGCACGAUUAUCAACAGAAGCAUCAGCUGUACAUGAGGCAACAGGAGUUUUAUUAGGAAUUUGUUUAAGAAAUUUUGCUAAUUUAGUAGUUGGUAUUAUUCUUGGUUUAUAUGCAAGUUGGCAAUUAACAUUAUUAAUGUGUGUUUUUAUUCCAUUAUUAAUUUUAUCUGGUUGGUUACAAACUAAAGUUUUAUCAAGUUUUAUUAAAAUGGAUUCAAUUGCAAUGGAAAAAGCAGCAAAUAUUGUUGCACAAGUAACACAAAAUAUUCGUACAGUUGUACAAUUGACAGAAGAAAAAAGUUUUCUUGAAAAAUAUAAAGAAAUUAUUGAUAAACCUUAUAAAAAAUUAAAACUUCGAUCACAUUUGAAUGCAUUACUUUUUGCUCUUGCAAAUUCAAUAUCAUUUUUUGCUCAAGCAGCACUUUUUAGUCUUGGAGGAUAUUUAGUAGGGAAAAAUCAUAUCUUAUUUGAGCAUAUUAUUUUAAUAUUUUCUAUUGUUACAUUUGGUGCUGUAUCUGUCAGUCAAUCAUUUGCUAUGGCUCCGAAUUAUGCAAAAGCACGAUCUGCUGCAAAGAAAAUAUUUAAAUUAUUUGAUCUCAAAUCUCAAGACUUUGAUAAUAUUCAAUCAAAAAAUGAUGAAGAAGAAACGAAAUAUUUUGAUGGUAUUGAAUUUAAUAAUGUUACAUUUGCAUAUGAAAAUCGAUCUGAUGUUAUAAUUUUUAAAAAUUUUUCCUUGAAAAUAGAACCAGGACAACAUGUUGCAUUGAUUGGUGAGUUUUUGCUUCUUAUUUUUUUUUUGUUGAAAUUUAAAAUGGUAAAAUUAAUUAAAGGAGCUACUGGAUGUGGAAAAAGUACAGCUAUUCAAUUAAUUGAACGAUUUUAUGAUUAUUCUCAUGGACGUAUAAUAAUGAAUUCGAAAGACAUUCGACAAAUGAAUAUAAAAGAAGUACGUUCUCAAAUGGCACUUGUUUCCCAAGAAGCAAUUUUAUUUGAUGUUUCAAUUCGUGAUAAUAUUAAAUAUGGAGAUUUAACAAGAAAUAUAUCCGAUGAAGAAAUUAUUUUUACUGCUCAACGCGCAAAUAUACACAAUUUUAUUCUUAGUUUACCAGAGGUUUGGAAAUAG